AUGCAAAGCCUUGAAUUUAGCCAUUUCAGAACAUCGCUGUUGUUGCUGUUCGUGAUGAUGCUGAUUGCGCUUGAGACAUUAACAGCUUCUGAAAGAGAUGAUUAUGUGGUUCCUCCAAUUCCUGUACAGCAAGCUCCAUAUGCGGAGUGGGCUCAUCAUCAUUGGGUGUGGAUUGACCACAAUAGAGAAAAUCAACAAGUUCUCCUUAAUUUAGUCAAUCGAUAUUUAUCAUUGGAUAUUCCAGUUGGUGCUGUGGACGUGGAUUCCGAAUGGAGUACUGGAAUUAAUAAUUUUGUGGUCGAUAAAACCAAGUUUCCAAACUUUUAUCAAUUCGUGAAACAAUUGCACUCGAUGAAUGUCAAAGUCAUUUGCUGGACUACUUCUGUCGUCGACACCGACUCACCCAACUAUAACGAAGGAAAACAAAAAGGAUACUAUUUGAAUGAUGGAGAAACUGUGAAAUGGUGGCAUGGAAGAGGAAGUUUUAUUGAUUAUUCAAAUCCAGAUGCUGUCAAUUGGUGGCACAAGCAAUUGGAUAAUGUGUUAAUUUUGAAUCAAACGGAUAAGGAGGGUAUUGAUGGAUGGAAAUGUGAUGGAACAGACCCUUAUGUUUAUGAGUUUAUUUACAUUUAUGGUAAAAAAGGACACAUCUCAGAACGUGAAUAUGCUGACAUGUAUUAUCGAGACUUUUUCUAUUACACAAAACAAGUCAGAGGAGAUGGUCUCAUCAUGGCUAGACCAGUCGAUUCGUAUUUUGGAAAGGUAUUUCUAGACUUUGCUCCAAGAGAUGUUGUUUUUAGUGGAUGGGUAGGAGACCAAGAUCCAACAUUCCAAGGUAUGCAAGAUGCUUUGUUAAACAUGUUCCACUCGGCAUGGAAUAAGUAUGUUGGAUUUGGAAGCGAUAUUGGAGGAUAUAGAGGUGGACAGAAACGUGAAUUGGCUGUGUUUAUUCGAUGGUUCCAAAUGGGUGCCUUCAACAGUUUGAUGGAAAAUGGUGGAGAUGGUCCUCAUGAACCUUGGAACUAUGAUGAUGCCACAACAAAUGUGACAAGUAUUUACAGAAAAUAUGUUCAUAUUCACUAUGAGCUUAAUCCAUUCUUUUACUCUACUGGUAUUGCUGCUUAUAACAAUCAUCAAAGUAUCAUGAACCCACUGGCAUCGUGGACACUAUUCACACCUGACACCUGGUCAUAUAUAUUAGGAAAGGACAUUCUUGUCACACCAAUGCUGAGUGCAUCUCCAAAUGUUGUGGUUACAUUCCCAACUGGUAAAUGGAUUGAUUAUUUCAAUCAUGAUGUAGUAUUUGAUGCAAGCGGACCUGCUGUUUUUAAUUACUCGACAUUUGAGCAAUUUCCAGUUUUCUACAGAGCAGGAAGCAUCAUUCCUCUUAAUAUUACCACUGAUUAUGUCAAUACUUUUGGAAAUUCUAAAACUCAUGGUGGUUAUCUUACUCUUGCUAUUCACUAUCCUUCCGAAAAUAGCGAAAAUGAGCAAACUAUUUACUCACACGGAAUUCAUGUAAAGUAUCAAAGAGAUGCUUCUUCGAGUGUCAUGAAAAUUUCAAUUUCAGCCCCAAACAAUUUUAGAAGCGAUUACAAGAAUUUGAAAAUCAUGUUAGACAUCCGAGGAUUGCGAUCAAGCAGCAAGAAUGGAUUCAAGAUUUCACAAUAUUCAUUCUACGAACAAAAAUAUGUGGAUAUACCACAAUAUAGUUCUGUGAAGGAAUUUUCAAAGGCAGGCAAAUAUGAUGUGUUUGGAGGUUUUCUACAAAGUCCUGUGACCACUUUUGACACUAUUGACAAAGUACAAAACAAUCAAAAACUCACUCUUAAACAUGAACCUCUCUUAAUCAAGCUUCAUGAGCUUGUGAGAGGAGUUGAAUUGGUUAUUCAAUAA
Molecule: messenger RNA, 1896 nt
Organism: Naegleria lovaniensis
Lineage: Eukaryota; Heterolobosea; Eutetramitea; Acrasida; Naegleriidae
Exons: 6
Coding region: 1-1896 (631 amino acids)
Biological process (GO): N-glycan processing; carbohydrate metabolic process
Molecular function (GO): alpha-glucosidase activity
Source: RefSeq, a predicted model, not a curated record